Messenger RNA from Microsporum canis CBS 113480, 582 nucleotides. RefSeq lists its product as hypothetical. The record is from RefSeq and is a predicted model, not a curated record. NCBI's taxonomy places the organism in Eukaryota, Fungi, Ascomycota, Eurotiomycetes, Onygenales, Arthrodermataceae. Bases 1 to 582 code for a protein of 193 amino acids. The transcript has 3 exons.
AUGUCUCGCAUUACGCCCGAAGAGACCAAUGUUUUCUUGAUCAAGUGUAUCAAGUACUCCAACAAUGGAAAGGUUGACUUCGCUGCUGUUGCCGAGGAAUGCGGCAUAGUUAGCAAGGGAGCAGCUCACUUCAGCGCAAAGCGCUACGAGCGCAUCCUGAAAGGAAACGGCAUCCAUCCAUCGUCUAGCGAAGGUGGAGAGGAUGAUGCUUCGUCCGGAUGCUCAAGCCUUACUCCCAAAAAGGGUGGAGCAUCUAAGCCCAAGACUCCUCGCAAGACUCCAACCAAGUCCAAGCCCGCUGGAGUGGCCAAGACGCCUACCAAGCGCAAGACCAAGGGAGCGAGCAGCGAAAGUCCUACCAAAAAGAUCAAGUCCGAAGAAAAGGGUUUGGACUCUGACGUGUCCGACAAGGCUGACGGCGAUGAUAUGGAUGGUGAGCUUCCACUGCGUACGGACAACGACCCUUUCUUGCCAUCGCCUGUUAUGGAUAAAGAAGCAGAACAAGCCAUGUUCGAGGAGUUUUGCAACACUGGCGUGGAGAUCAAGGGUGAAGAUGGACAAAUUGAAAACCAGGUCGUCUAG